AUGGGUCAAACCCUUUCAGAGCCUGUCAUCGACAAGACGUCCGAACAGGCCCAAGAUGACCGACUUCUCUAUGGCGUGUCGGCUAUGCAGGGAUGGCGCAUCAGCAUGGAGGACGCGCACACCACCAUCCUCGAUCUCUUAACCCCCAAGGGCGACGAAGAGAAGGCACACCCUUCACGACUCUCUUUCUUCGGUGUCUACGACGGCCACGGCGGAGACAAGGUGGCACAAUUUGCCGGAAAGCACAUGACCGACAUUCUCACGAAGCAGGACACCUUCAAGGCUGGUAACUAUGAGCAGGCGCUCAAGGACACCUUCCUGGCGACCGACCGAGCAAUACUUAGCGACCCCCAGUACGAGGAGGAAGUAUCGGGUUGCACUGCCUGUUGCGGCUUGAUCAACGCCGGCAAGAUAUUCAUUGCGAACGCGGGAGACUCGCGCAGUGUCUUGGGAGUGAAGGGCCGAGCCAAGCCUCUCUCGUUCGACCACAAGCCUCAGAACGAAGGCGAAAAGGCUCGAAUCACCGCCGCCGGCGGGUUUGUAGACUUUGGCCGGGUCAAUGGAAACUUGGCUUUAUCCCGAGCCAUUGGUGACUUCGAGUUCAAGAAGAGUGCCGAGCUUGCACCCGAACAACAAAUAGUCACUGCCUACCCCGAUGUUGUCGUGCACGAGCUGAGCGACGACGAUGAGUUCUUGGUCAUCGCAUGUGACGGUAUCUGGGAUUGUCAAUCCUCGCAAGCGGUCGUCGAGUUCGUUAGAAGAGGAAUCGCUGCGAAACAGGACCUCGACAAGAUUUGCGAGAACAUGAUGGACAACUGUCUAGCUUCUAACUCGGAGACUGGCGGUGUUGGCUGCGACAACAUGACCAUGAUUGUUAUAGGCUUCCUCAGAGGCAAAUCCAAGGAGGAAUGGUACAACGAGGUUGCAAGCCGCGUUGCCAAGGGCGAUGGUCCCUGUGCCCCUCCCGAAUACGCUGAGUUCCGGGGACCUGGCGUUCAUCACAACUUCGAUGACAGCGACAGUGGCUAUGAUGUCGAUAUGGAGAACAAGUCCUCCAAGACCUUUGGCAUCGGUGGGUACAAAGGCCGCAUUAUAUUCCUUGGAGAUGGUACUGAGGUUCUUACCGACUCGGACGAUACCGAGAUGUUCGACAACUCCGAAGAAGACAAGGACUUGGCGAGCCAAGUCGAGAAGAACGCCCCGGCCAAUGACGAGAAGAGCGCGCCGCCCAGGGCCCCAUCGCCACCCCCUCGAGGAACGAAGAAGGAAGAAGAGUCCAAGGAAAAGACCGGUGAUUCGAACAAGAAAGAUACCCCAGCUGAAGUGAUGACGGAGGCGUUCAAGGGUGAAGAGAAGAGCGAGACGAAGCAUGAGACGGCAGCUACAUCCAAAGAUUGA
Molecule: messenger RNA, 1398 nt
Organism: Anthostomella pinea
Lineage: Eukaryota; Fungi; Ascomycota; Sordariomycetes; Xylariales; Xylariaceae
Source: the annotation of a GenBank genome assembly